Eruca vesicaria subsp. sativa (arugula) is the source of this 1668-nucleotide messenger RNA. The record is from the annotation of a GenBank genome assembly. Lineage: Eukaryota; Viridiplantae; Streptophyta; Magnoliopsida; Brassicales; Brassicaceae.
CUUCCAUAUCUUCUCUCUUCCUUUUUCUUCUUCCUCUCCUCUCCUUUGUCUCUCUUUACGCAUCAUUCCUCUCAAUCUCUCUCUCUCUCUAUAUUCUCCGCCGCUGCUGCUGCUCAGAUCUUCCCCGUUUUAUAACUCUUUGGAUCCACGAUUCUCCUCCUUUUUAUGUAAGGUAAGACGCAUAACAAGUGCCAAGAGUCAAAGAUCACAAAAAGUUUAUUAAUCGGGUGAUCUGGGCUGCAGCUGUGAAUGUGGGUCUCACAUAGCUUCUUCGCAUUGUUUUGGAGAUCUUUACUGCACCCAUGCUGGUAGAGAGCAUGCGUGGAUACUGUGUUUUGGGUGAUGCCCCUGACCAAAUUAGUUCCCGAUGCAUUCGGCGUUGUGACCAUCUGCCUUGUCCUCCUCCUCAUUCUCCUCGGUCUCCUCUGCAUCGCUUACUCUUUCUACUUCCAGUCUCACGUUCGUAGGCUAGCCUUUCUCCAGCUCGGUUACUUCAGCGGGCCGUGGAUUAUCAGAAUCACUUUCAUCCUCUUUGCUAUCUGGUGGGGUAUCGGCGAGAUUCUCCGGUUGAGUUUGUUGAGGCGUCACAGAAGGAUACUUAGCGGUUUGGAUCUCAGAUGGCAAGAAAACGUCUGCAAGUGGUAUAUCGUGUCGAAUCUCGGGUUUGCGGAGCCUUGUCUCCUUCUCACACUCAUGUUUCUGCUCCGUGCUCCUUUGAAGAUGGAGUCUGGUGGGGCGCUGAGUGGGAAAUGGAACAGGAACACUGCUUGUUACAUUCUUCUCUACUGUCUCCCGAUGCUCGCGCUUCAACUCGCGGUUGUUUUAUCCGAAUCGCGCCUCAACGGUGGUGAAGGGUCUUAUGUAAAGCUGCCGGACAACUUCACAAGAACUUAUUCUCGAGUUAUUAUUGAUCAGGAGGACGAGGUUGAGGUUGCGUUGUGCACUUAUCCUCUCUUGAGUAGCGUCAUCCUCGGCGUGUUUGCAGCCGUGCUAACGGUUUACUUGUUCUGUCUCGGGAGGAAGAUACUGAAACUUGUGAUUAAUAAGCGUCUGCAGAAGAGAGUGUACACUUUGAUAUUCGCCGUGUCGUGUUUCCUUCCGUUGAGGAUUGUUAUGCUCUGUUUGUCAGUACUAACGAAGGCGGAUAAGAUUGUGUUCGAGGCGCUUUCUUUCUUGGCCUUCUUGUCCCUCUUCUGCUUGUCUGUGGUUUCGAUUUGCUUGCUUGUCUACUUCCCGGUUUCGGAUUCUAUGGCCUUGAGAGGUUUAAGGGAUAUGGACGAAGAUGAUAGGAGGACUGUGAUGGAAGAGAGAAGUGGUGCUUUGUUGCUGGCGCCACAGACUGAGGAUAGUUUGAGCUUAAGAGGGAGGAGAGACUCGAGGUCUUCUUCACAGGAGAGGUAUGUGGAACUCAGCCUGUUUCUUGAAGCUGAGAACUAAAUUCGCCAAAGGCUGGAUUUGAGAUUGAGAUAUAUGUUGCGCAAAAAGGCGUAAUUCAGUUUUUUUUUUUUUUUUUUGGCAAAGACACUUUGACUGUAAAGGAGGGUUUUGGGGGAUUUUACUCUUGUGAGGUUUUGUUGUUUGGAAUAUUUUCUGCUUGGUGGAUCGUAUUUUUUGUACUUUUAUUAUGUCAAUUUUGAUUUUAGCAAAAAAAAAGAAACACAACUAAUC